Anisakis simplex (herring worm) is the source of this 2736-nucleotide messenger RNA. Lineage: Eukaryota; Metazoa; Nematoda; Chromadorea; Rhabditida; Anisakidae. The record is from the annotation of a GenBank genome assembly.
AUGGCCAACCCGAACUCCUCUCAGAACACCCAGUCGGUCUCUCCUCCGGCUGCCUCCUCUAGCAGCACAAUGCUGGGCGCUUCUCUCGGCUUCGGCGCCCUGUCGCCGGCGUCGGGCACUCUCGUCGCCGCCGCCGCCGCCUCAUCAUCCUCAGUGCUGUCCCCGUCCACCUCAAUCGCGGCCACCUCCCCCCAAUCCAGCACUCUGCAACAAAAACAAUCCACCACCACAUCCUCGUCUCAAUCGCAUCAAUCCAGCAAAACCUCCCCAGUACCCACAGGCGGCCAACCGCCUCUAUCAACCUCGCAACAAACCCAAGCUCAAGCCCAGGCUCAGGCUCAGGCUCAGGCUCACGUCCAAGCCCAUCUAGCGGCCCAACAACCUCAGUCCUCUUAUAGCACCCAACUCCACCAACAACAACAAGCACAAAUCCCCAGUCCUUCAGCUCCAGUCACCUCGUCUCUCUCGGUGAUUCGACCGCAACUCUCCCUCUCCACACAACACCCCACAUCAUCAGAUGCUUGUGCCACCAUUACCCAGUACUUGAUGUUAUAUCAUACGGGCCGAGAUGAAGAGUUCAGUCGUAAAGCCAUUGAAAGUCUCAUCAAGAAACUCAAGGAUAAACGCGAUGAAUUGGAUGCACUCAUCACUGCAGUCACCACCCACGGCAAAGUCGCUUCUAAAUGUAUCACAAUACAACGCACUUUGGAUGGUCGUUUGCAGGUUGCUGGUCGUAAAGGCUUUCCACACGUUGUUUACGCUCGUAUAUGGCGAUGGCCUGACUUACAUAAAAAUGAGCUCAAGCAUUUACCGAUUUGUCAAUGCGCAUUCGAUCUUAAAUGUGAUCUGUUCGCAUCUGCAUCGUUUCAGGUUUGUGUGAAUCCGUAUCAUUACGAGCGAGUGGUACCGCCUGGAAUCGGCUCACUGGAUCUAUCGAAUCUUAAACUCGAGCAUCGUCAAGCGUCCGUUGAUGAUGCAGCUACGUUAUCACCCAAAAGUCUUUCAGAUGAACAACAUUUACCCAAGCUGAAUACGAUCGGUAGUGCCGCCUCAAGCGGCGGCGUAUCACGACAAUGUGUUGUCAGUGAACAAUCUGAUAAAUUGACCGCAAAAAACUUGACUUAUGCAAGUGCCACGCACACAUCACCUAACGUUAGUAAACUCGAUGAUAAAAAUCUCGUUGUUGGAUCAUCCGCAUCUGCCUCUUCAUCGCAGUCAUGCUCUACUGCGUUGGCAUCCGCCUCAGCGUUGAAUGCGGCUCAACUAGCUGCUGCCGCUUCUCUCGGCUCCUCUAUGAAUGAUCUGGUCGGGUGUGACUCUACUGCUGCUGCAGUUAGCAGUGGACUAUUCGGCUCUACUCAAGCCGCACUCCUUCUUGCCAAACAACAGCAACAACAACAACAACAAACCCAGCAACUGAUCUCCUCCUCAAUGUGGUCAUCUCCCAGCAGCAAUAAACUUAUCGAUGAUCACUCCUCUCUGAUCGCCAAUCACCACCAUCUCAUCAAUAAUUCCAAUAAUUCUACAUCCUCUUCAGUCACCUCCCAACAACAACAACAACAAACAUCAGCCCUAUCAUCGCUCGCUAACAGCUUGGUGUUUCAAGCAGCUGCUGCUGCCGUGGCUACAGUGCAACAAGCCGGCGGACAGGUGCAAUCGGCACCUGCAAGCACCACCUCAGGAGUCGCCACCGCCGCCCCUUCUAUGUACCCACUGAACACGAACGGCACCUCGCCCACUACCACUACAACUGGCCUGUCUUCUGGCGCAUCUUCAAGCAAUCCACAGCAACUGAUCACACCCUCUAGCAAUAACAACCUCCUCUAUAAUCUCACCGCCAACAAUAAUAAUAAUUCUCCAGAUAACUUACAAGCACGAGGUGAUAUCAGCGGCGUAGGCAAUACACCAGUUACAGUAGCCACAGCAGCAGUAGCAGGUUCGCCCGUUUCAUCUGAUGCUGAUCUAAUCUCAUCUCAGCCCAGACCAGCCAACUGGUGUAUGAUAUCCUAUUAUGAAUACGAUACAAAAGUGGGUGAGACCUAUGCCGUCAGUCGACCAUCGGUCUAUGUGGAUGGCGGUGUUGACCCGUCGGCACCGGGUCGAUUCUGCUUGGGUUCACUCUCGAAUGUUCAACGUUCUGAUGUUUCGGAACGUUGCCGGCAAUAUAUCGGUAAAGGGAUACGUCUCGAUGUGAAGGGUGAAGGUGAUGUCUGGCUUACUUGCCUAUCCAAUAUGCCCGUGUUUGUUCAUAGCAAUUAUUUGGAUCGUGAGGCAGGUCGUGCGCCUGGUGACGCUGUUCAUAAAGUCUACUCACGAGCUUCACUUAAGGUGUUUGAUUUACGGCAGUGUUAUCUGCAAUUACGUCAGCAGAGUAUGUAUCAAAUGCUGGCUGCUGAGGCUCUGCAGAAUCCGUCGGAUAAUUCGCGGAAUCCUCUGGUGGGUAUGAAUCGUGAGCAGAUCGAUCAAGCACUUUUUUACUUUGGCGAGUCGCAAGCUCGCGCAUGCCACGCCGCCUACUGCACAUGGCCUCAGCCUAAGGCAGCCAAUAUCGGUGUUGACGACCUGCGACGACUAUGCAAUCUAGGCAUUUCUUUUGUCAAGGGUUGGGGACCUGAUUAUGAUCGUAAGUCGAUUAAAGAAACUCCGUGUUGGAUCGAGGUACAGAUCAGUCGAGCGCUACAACUGCUCGAUGAAGUACUCCAUAUACCAAAUAUAUCAGCGCUCUCAACACCUUAA